AUGUCCGAAACACUACAGAAAGAAGUCAUCAGCCCGGGAAAUGGCAUAGACAAACCCAAGGCCGGUGACGUAGUGACUAUGGAUUAUACAGGCUGGUUAUAUGAAAAGAACCAGCCAGAGAACCGAGGCAAACUCUUUGAUUCCUCCCAAGAGCGUGGAGAGUUCAAUACCAAGAUCGGCGUUAAGAAGGUCAUUCAGGGCACGUAUUUCCAUCUUCCCUGA
Messenger RNA from Endocarpon pusillum Z07020, 222 nucleotides. RefSeq lists its product as uncharacterized. The transcript has 2 exons. The record is from RefSeq and is a predicted model, not a curated record. The coding region runs from base 1 to 222 and encodes 73 amino acids. Gene Ontology annotation, molecular function: peptidyl-prolyl cis-trans isomerase activity. Lineage: Eukaryota; Fungi; Ascomycota; Eurotiomycetes; Verrucariales; Verrucariaceae.